AUGGCUGGCAGCCGUCUUGGAUGGCGAGAGAUUGUCAAGCAAGUGGAUGUUUGGGCUGGACGCCUCUGGGCGCUGGUAUUCUGUAUUCUGGGCUGGAAGCUCGGACAGCCAGAGGCUGCGAACUCCGCCCGUUCUGCCCGGCAGUACACAUACAGUAUAUUGACCCCAGGCGGUCUGUAUAACACAUACUAG
Messenger RNA from Penicillium argentinense, 192 nucleotides. RefSeq lists its product as uncharacterized. NCBI's taxonomy places the organism in Eukaryota, Fungi, Ascomycota, Eurotiomycetes, Eurotiales, Aspergillaceae. The transcript has a single exon. The record is from RefSeq and is a predicted model, not a curated record. The coding region runs from base 1 to 192 and encodes 63 amino acids.